Messenger RNA from Effrenium voratum, 555 nucleotides. The record is from the annotation of a GenBank genome assembly. NCBI's taxonomy places the organism in Eukaryota, Dinophyceae, Suessiales, Symbiodiniaceae.
AUGAAUUGGAUCGUGCCGGACAAGUUCCUGGCCUUCGCCGGGCCCAGCCCAACCUCCACCGACGCCGACGGGUUCCCGGCCUUCACUCCAGAGGACUAUGUGCCCAUCUUCCGCGACGCGGGCAUCGGCCUGGUCGUGCGGCUGAACAAGAAGCAGUACGACCGGCGGCGCUUCGUAGACCACGGCUUGAAGCAUGUGGAUUUGUACUUCUUGGAUGGCAGCUGCCCAGACAGAGAGAUCAUCUCCAAGUUCCUCCACGUGGUGGAAACGGAGCCCACCGCGGUGGCGGUGCACUGCAAGGCUGGUUUGGGUCGUACUGGCACCCUCAUCGGCCUCUACGCAAUGAAGCACUUCCAAUGGCCUGCCCGGGCUUGGAUUGGGUGGAACAGAAUAUGCCGACCAGGCAGCAUCUUGGGCCCUCAGCAGCAGUUCCUGUGCGACAUGCAGCAAGACAUGUGGCAGGCCAGUCUCGAGUUCGCGUGCAGUCCAAGCAAUGCAACCCAUGGAGACGCCAAGGGAUUUUGUUGCCCAGUGAAUUGGGGGAUACAACCCUAG